AUGGCUUUUAUCCGCCCGUUCAGGCCCGAGGAUACAGAAAAUGCGAAACAUAUUUGCCGCGCUACUUUGCCCCCAUCUCUGUCGUCGUCCGCCGACGCAGUCCGCCUGUCCCCGUACCUCUGGACCCUCCCCUUCACGCACCUCUCGCCGGAGACGUGCUUCGUCCUGGACGACGGCUCCGGCAACGCGGUCGGCUACGUGAUCGGCACGUCCGACGUGUUCGCGCUCGCGGCCGCCUACCCGCGCUACGUCGCCGAGGUGCUGCAGGCCGGGCAGGGCCGGGCGGACGUGCCGCCGCCGGAACAGCUGGACGUGCAGGAGCCGUGGUUUCUCGCUGCCGAUGGUGGGGCAGGAAGAGAAGGAGAUGGAGAAGGAGGAGAGUACAGGGCAAGGGUGAACCCGCGAUGUCUGGCACAGAUGGCGUACAAGGUCGAGUGGCUGGUGCUGGAGGGCGUGGAGGGCAAGAAGGAGUUGGUGGAGACGUACCGGGCCAUGCUGCACAUCGACCUGCUGGAAGAGUGGCAGGGCAAGGGGUGGGGGAGGCAGAUGAUUGAGAAGUUCGUCGAGGCGGUGAGGGCGUCCGGGGCGCAGUUUGGAAAGGGGAUCCAGCUGGGUGUCGCGGGGGAGAACACCAAGGUGGUGCCGUUCUACGAAAAGGUUGGCUUCCGGGUCUAUCCGGGCGGGGAGAGAGAGGGCAACGUAUGGAUGGUGAGGGAUCUGUGA
This is a messenger RNA of Thermothelomyces thermophilus ATCC 42464, 723 nucleotides long. RefSeq lists its product as uncharacterized. The record is from RefSeq and is a predicted model, not a curated record. The transcript has 2 exons. The coding region runs from base 1 to 723 and encodes 240 amino acids. Gene Ontology annotation, molecular function: acyltransferase activity, transferring groups other than amino-acyl groups. Lineage: Eukaryota; Fungi; Ascomycota; Sordariomycetes; Sordariales; Chaetomiaceae.